CACUCAAGUUGUCAUUACCACGGAGUCUUUCUGAAUGACAGCUACGGCUGCAGAUGUUAUGGUGGUUAUAUUGGUGCUUGGUGUGGACGACUAAUGCAAGAUUGCACUGAGGGUGCCCAAACUGAUCAUUACAAAGAUUUUACAGAGUCCAGUAUGUUUCACAUCCAGCCCAACAAUGCUCCACGGACCUAUAAGGUUGUUUGUAAUAUGGAUGGAUGGUCACCUGGGUGGACAUACUUCCUUUCUCGAAGUUUUGAUCGUGCCGACGUUAACUUUUCACGUCCAUGGGCAGAAUACAAACAUGGAUUUGGAAUCUUCAAUGAUCAAGGAAACUUUUGGUCAGGCCUGGAUAUGAUGUACCAUGUGACUAACAAUCGCCCACACAAAAUGAGGGUAUUUCUUCUGUUUCAAGAAGAAGGGAAACUCGUGUACAGGAAGUAUAUCUACAAUGAUUUUAAGGUGAGCAGUGAGUCAUAUGGUUAUAACUUCACGUUUUCGUCCGCUGGAUCACCCGGUGUCGACAAUAAUCCAGCGAUUGAUGGGAUGUCUGCAUUUCUCGGAUCUAGAUUCUCCACUUAUGAUGUUGACAACGACAACGACAACAAUGGCAACUGUGCCAAUAUCCACCAGUCAGGGUGGUGGUUCACCACAUGUGACGGCUUCAACCCCACAGGGCAGCCACAACCUCCAUCAGUUCAAUACAAGACAUCGGACCCGACUCAACUGUCCUGGCCGCACUCACUUAACUAUAGCCCUGUGCAAAUUAGAAUGUUUGUGAUUGCCGAAAAUAGUUGAACUGUGAUGGAUUUCACACUAACAGGCUCGCUUUUCAUUUUUCAUAACACAGGAUUUCGGGUCAGAAUAAUUCCCAGCGUGGCACGUUUAUGUCAGAGUCGUGAAGGGGGAUCGGGAUCUGUGCCUUGGUAGAUUGUUUGUCAUGUUACCUCAGCGAUGUGAGACGUUGAUUGUACUUUCAAAACUCUGGUUUGCCUGGCUCAGACACGAUAAUUUACAGGCCGUCCUGAUACAUCUGUAAUGUCACUAACUUCAGCGUCCAACAACAAUCAAGGCCGAUAAAUGUUUGGUAAUUUGAAGUUAUCUGUCAUGACGUCCUGUUCCCAACAAUCUGUGUCAAAAAUUGAAACUGUAUUUUAAAAAGGUACUCACGGUAUUUCAUCCAUUUUUAACGACCAGCAAAUAUUGUACUCAUUUAACUGCUUUAUGUAAUUUAGCAUAUACAGCAGUCAGUAUGUGGUACCUUAUUUCAUAUUUCAUUGACUGUUUCGACAUUUGGACCUUGGUCCUUUUUAUCCACAUCUCAACGGCCUCAUCUGAGCUUAUUUAUUCACAUAUUAAUAAUUCAAUAUACAGUGAAUCUUAUGUGUUUCCAGACCCGUGAAGGUCCGGGGUAGAAUAAGUCUUCAGCAACCCAUGUUUGCAGUAAAAGGUGACUGUGCUUGUCGUGAAAGGCGA
This is a messenger RNA of Haliotis rufescens (red abalone), 1473 nucleotides long. RefSeq names its product fibrinogen-like protein 1. The transcript is spliced from 4 exons. NCBI's taxonomy places the organism in Eukaryota, Metazoa, Mollusca, Gastropoda, Lepetellida, Haliotidae. The record is from RefSeq and is a predicted model, not a curated record. The coding region runs from base 94 to 795 and encodes 233 amino acids.